AUGUCGUAUUACUUUGCUAUAAUCGGUACGCAAGAUAACCCCCUCUUCGAAUACGAGUUUGGCUCUUCGAAACAAGGCGGAGAUGGCGUGGCGCGAUUCCCAGAGCAAGCUCGACAUAUGAACCAGUUCAUCGUGCAUAGCAGUCUGGAUAUCGUGGAAGAGGUACAAUGGGCCAGUGGCCAAAUGUAUCUCAAAUGCAUUGAUCGCUUCUACAAUAACUACGUCUCUUGCUUCAUGACCGGUGGAAAUGUUAAAUUCUUCCUACUUCACGCCCCUUCCCAACCUGCCUCGUCGACUGCAACCCGAGCUAGCACAUCCAUCGCUGCGAAUCCGACAGCCCCGCAAACAGAAGAAGCCAUCAAGCAAUUCUUCAACGAGAUCUAUGAAAAUUGGGUUAAGACGAUAAUGAAUCCGUUUUAUCAGGUUAAUAUGGAGGUGAAGAGCCCGGUGUUUCGGAGUCGAGUUGCUGCCGCUGGGAAGAAGUAUCUAUGA
This is a messenger RNA of Venustampulla echinocandica, 492 nucleotides long. Its product is annotated as putative Trafficking protein particle complex subunit 2 protein TRAPPC2P1. The coding region runs from base 1 to 492 and encodes 163 amino acids. The record is from RefSeq and is a predicted model, not a curated record. Gene Ontology annotation, biological process: endoplasmic reticulum to Golgi vesicle-mediated transport. Gene Ontology annotation, cellular component: TRAPP complex; nucleus; cytoplasm. The transcript is spliced from 3 exons. NCBI's taxonomy places the organism in Eukaryota, Fungi, Ascomycota, Leotiomycetes, Helotiales, Pleuroascaceae.